Messenger RNA from Bipolaris oryzae ATCC 44560, 273 nucleotides. RefSeq lists its product as uncharacterized. NCBI's taxonomy places the organism in Eukaryota, Fungi, Ascomycota, Dothideomycetes, Pleosporales, Pleosporaceae. The record is from RefSeq and is a predicted model, not a curated record. The coding region runs from base 1 to 273 and encodes 90 amino acids. The transcript has 3 exons.
AUGGACUCCCUCACAGCAUCUGAGCAGCGCGAGCUGCAGUCGCGCAUGGAGAAGAAGCAGAUGAAGGAAUUCAUGAACAUGUACUCGAACCUGGUGCAGCAAUGCUUUGACCACUGUGUCAACGGCUUCGAGAGCAAGUCUCUGACCUCGCGCGAAGAGAGCUGCGUGAUGCGAUGCGUCGACAAGCACAUGAAGGGCUCGCAGCGACUAGGCGACCGCUUCCAAGAACAGAAUGCCGCUAUGGCUCAGGGCGGCGGCAUGGGCGGAAGAUAG